Molecule: messenger RNA, 2649 nt
Organism: Zingiber officinale
Lineage: Eukaryota; Viridiplantae; Streptophyta; Magnoliopsida; Zingiberales; Zingiberaceae
Exons: 6
Coding region: 1-2649 (882 amino acids)
Source: RefSeq, a predicted model, not a curated record
AUGAAGUUUUUGGAGGAAGCAGAGAAGCCACUGUAUAAGGGAUGCAAACGUUACACAAAGUUGAGUGCACUUGUAAAACUAUACAAUACCAAAGCAAGGCAUGGGAUGAGUGAUGCUCUAUUUUCAGAUCUACUAGCAGAUUUUGGGGACAUGCUGCCAGAUAACCAUAAUCUACCAUCGUCAAUUUAUGAAGCAAAGAAGACGUUGAGUUGUUUGGCUUUGAGUCAUGAAAAGAUUCAUGCUUGUUCCAAUGAUUGCAUCCUUUAUAGGAAACAAUAUAAAGACUGCAUAAGCUGCCCGAAAUGUGGCUUAUCAAGAUGGAAGCUAACCAAGAAAAAUGUUGAGAAGAAAGGUGUUCCUGCCAAAGUGGUUUGGUAUUUCCCUCCCAUACCAAGAUUUAAGCGCAUGUUUAAAUCUUUAGAAACUUCUAGAAAUUUAACAUGGCAUGCAGAUAGCACAAGAGUUGUUGGUCAGUUACGCCAUCCAGUUGAUUCACCGUCAUGGAAAUUGGUGGAUCAUAUGUGUCCCGACUUUGGAAGUGAGGCAAGAAAUAUUCGCCUGGCACUUGUAGCCGAUGGAAUUAAUCCUCACAGCAAUCUUAGUAGUCGCUACAGUUGCUGGCCAAUCAUGCUGGUCACAUAUAAUUUGCCUCUAGACAUGUGCAUGAAAAGGAAAUUCAUCAUGCUAACGAUGCUCAUUUCAGGGCCAAAACAGCCUGGAAACGAUAUCGACGUCUACCUUGAGGUUCUGGUUGAUGAUUUGCAGCUGUUGUGGGAAGGAGUUGAUGGAGUUUAUGAUGCUUAUCGAAGGAGGUUUUCACUCUUAAAGCAGUUCUUUUAUGGACCAUCAACGACUUUCCUGCAUAUGGUAACCUUAGUGGAUGUACUACACAUGGUUAUUACGCAUGCCCAAUAUGUGGUGAGGAUACUUAUGCAAAGCACUUACAAAAUGGGAAGAAAAUGUCAUUUGCUGGGCAUAGAUGAUUCCUACCACGAUUUCAUCCAUAUCGGAGGUAGGCCAUUAUCUGGAAUUAAGUUGUUUGACAAGCUUUCAGACAUAACAUGUGAGUUUGGAAAGAAAACAAGUGUGAAGGGGAAAAUAAGGAAAAAAGCAAAGGAGAAUAUUGUUGAAGACAUUGAAGAAGAAAAGCAUUGUCUCAAUGUUAUGCACAUUGAGAAAAACGUUUUCGAGUCUCUGAUUAAUACUUUGAUGAACAUCAAGGGAAAAACCAAGGACAAUGUGGCAGCUAGGUUGGACAUGGUUCAGAUGGGAAUUAGGCCUCAAUUGGCUCCUAAAAUUGGUGAGAAAAGAACAUAUCUACCUCCUGCAGCAUGCUCAUUCACAAAAAAUGAGAGAUUACAACACUUCCUGCCAAUAGUCAUACGUAAUUCUCUGCCAAAAUAUGUUAGAUAUGCUGUCAAAAGAUUAUGCUUCUUCUUCAAAGAUAUUCGUUGCAAGAUUAUCGAUGUAGCCAAGUUAGAUAAGCUGCAAUCUGACUUGAUUAUUACACUUUGCUUAUUGGAGCAGUAUUUCCCCCCUUCUUUCUUCGAUAUCAUGCUCCACUUAACAGUUCAUCUUGUUCGUGAAGUCCAAUUAUGUGGACCAGUCUACUUCAGAUGGAUGUACCCAUUUGAAAGAUGCAUGAAGGUGUUGAAAAGUUACGUAGGCAGUCGAAAAUAUCCGGAAGGUUGCAUUGUUCGGAGAUAUGCAGCAGAAGAAGCAGUUGAAUUUUGUUCAAAACAUCUCAAUGACCUUGAUCCUGUUGGGGUCCCUAAAUCACUACGUGACCCAAACGCAAGCAUUCCUGGAUUCUCAGCAAGCAAUUCAUCAAUCAUCGUCCAACAAAUUGAUCUCCAACAAGCACACUUGACUGUUCUAGAAAAUACAGAAGAAAUAUCUUCAUACAUUAUUGAACACAAAUCCUUCUUGAAGACAAUGUUUCCCAAGAAACAGAAAGAUGCAAGGUGGAUACAAGAUGCUCAUAAUAAGAGGUUCAUUGACUGGUUUCGUGCAAAGGUGGCUGCUGAAAUCGAUAGUUGCAAUGGUGGAAUGACAUCGUCAUUGAGAUGGCUGGCCCAUGGACCACGUGUGCGAGUCUUAAAGUGUGAUAGCUAUGUCAUAAAUGGCAAUUUAAACCAAACAAAAGAGCGGGAUGAUGAGAAAGUUUAUCAAAACAGUGGUGUUUCUCUACUUGCCAACACGAUGCUUGUUUGUAGUGCCAAAGAUAAGAAUCCCGUGUUAGAGAAUGUAACUUUUUAUGGAGUUAUUGAAGAGAUAUGGGAACUAGACUAUCAUCAAUUUCAAGUUCCUCUUUUCAAGUGCGCAUGGGUAUCAAAUGACAAAGGAAUACAAUACAAUGAUGAAUGUGGCUUCACCUUAGUUAAUCUGAACAAACGAGGCCACCAGAAGGAUGAAUUUGUGCUUGCAAGUCAAGUUAGACAAGUAUUUUAUGUUGCUGACCCAUUGAACAAAGGGUGGUCAAUAGUGCUUCAAGUUCCAAAUAGAUGUUACGAGGGAGAAGAGGAUCUUUGGACCAGAAUUCCCGAAGCUCGACCAAUUGAUAAUGUUGAUAUUCAUUGUAUUCUUACACAUGAAGGAUACUUUAGAUCUUCUAAAGAGGGGUUCUUUGUAACAAACAAGAAAAAAUGA